UUUGAGCCUUAACAGCAGCACAUGCGACUUGACAAAAUAAAUCCCUCUGUGCCAAGGAGAGUGAAAUGUUCUGGCCGAUGAAAGCUACUCUUUCUCCAGGUUGUGACACUGCCUGUCAGUUCUACAGAAGCAUGGAAGUCAGGGAAUUAGAGGUCGGAAGGGUCCUCUCCCCCGACUGUUGAACGCCUCCCCAGAUCCAACGCUCUUUCGACCAUGACUAGAAGGGAGGCCUGUGCUGGAAAGAUCUAACCUCCAACCUCCCCUCACUCAGAGUAGCUGCCUGCCUGUUCCAGUGGCCAGAGUUGAGCUGAGCAUGAAAACCAAAUGCUUUUGAAAGCUAAGAAAGGAAAGGGGAACUUAACUCACUGAGGAAGUAUCACUGAAUGAGCACACCUGAAAAAAGCUCAACUCCUUGGAAAGCAGUGCUGAUGCCUAAAAAAGAGAAAUGGGGUCUGUCGGGAAUGUUCACACCACCAGGUUCUUCAGCCUCUGACGUGUGGUGUAAGGAAAAAGGGUUCAUUCUGGAUUGUGUUGCAGUGGACAGCUUAGCAAAAGGGACCCACAGUUUCUUGCCAAACUUGAAUAGUGUCAUUCCUCCUUACAAUGCUCAGAAGGACCAACACCUGGUUGACUAUUUUGCAGCCAAAGCUUCAUCUCGGUUUCAUCGGGGAAGAGGUUCAUGGUCUAAAGGAGUAGUGGCCCAGGAGGUGGAAGAGCAAGCAGGGAAAGAAAAAAUGGGAUCAAUGGACCAGUACCUCAUGAGGAGGAACAGAGCAGGUGCAGGUCAUUCUAUGGAAGAGAUACAAGGACAUGAUUUUCUAUUUUCUUCUCUCAAACCAAUCCUUGGAUACAAUGGUGCUUAUGGAUACAGGAGGAAUUGCCCAAAUUUACGCAAAAUCCCUGCUACUUUUGGGAUAUUAACUCACCUGCCAAUUCAUUAGCUUUACACCUGGGGGGGAGUUCCUUUUAAAUUGGUCCUGGGUCUUGUUCAAUUCUUGUUCAAUUAUUCACUGAAUUUUUUAGGCCACACUGAUAAUCAUAUGUACAUCCAUGUAAUAUGAUGAUAUACACUGAACCUAUACACCCAUUAAAGCAAUAAUUAACAUCCUUUCCAGCGUGUUGGUAUGUAAUUUAAAAUUCUAAAUGUGGGUUCUAAUCUGUCUUCCCAAUUUUGGGGGGAAACUGAGUAAAAUCACUGGUAAACGAGUUUAGGUUUUUUAAGGGUUUA
Messenger RNA from Dromiciops gliroides (monito del monte), 1228 nucleotides. RefSeq lists its product as uncharacterized. The record is from RefSeq and is a predicted model, not a curated record. Bases 384 to 941 code for a protein of 185 amino acids. Lineage: Eukaryota; Metazoa; Chordata; Mammalia; Microbiotheria; Microbiotheriidae. The transcript has 5 exons.